Molecule: messenger RNA, 3316 nt
Organism: Terrapene triunguis (Three-toed box turtle)
Lineage: Eukaryota; Metazoa; Chordata; Testudines; Emydidae
Product: putative N-acetylated-alpha-linked acidic dipeptidase
Exons: 19
Coding region: 603-2855 (750 amino acids)
Molecular function (GO): carboxypeptidase activity
Source: RefSeq, a predicted model, not a curated record
UCCUGGCUAAUAGCCAUUGAUGGACCUAUCCUCCAGGAAUUUAUCUAGAGGCAGAAAUGAAGCCUGUCAGAGUGGAUGGACAGACAUAAACAAGUGGGAUGUGAGCGAACAGGUAGAAAGAGGGGCAGUGGGGUAUGUAAAAAGAGGGAACUGGAGAAAGAGCCCCUCGGCCACGCUACUAUCCCCAAACCCCAUUCAGAUCAUCUUCUCCCUCUCCCGCAUGUCUGUCUCCCGGCUUCUUUUCAAUUCGCAAGAGGCAGAAGCUGCAAAGUCUGGCUCAGGAUCCGGAUCUUCCCAGGGCCUUUGACUCGGGGAGGGGCUGAUCUGAGCCCGUCUCUAACCGAAACACGUUGCAAAUUCCUGCUCCCUUAAGAGGCCGGAGACUUGCGGCGCUGCUUCCCAGGGCAGGCGCCUCUGCCACGCAGCGAGAGUUGGCGGGGCCCGGGCUGGGUUCAGGGAGGCGCCGUAGUCCGGAAUCUCCCGUCCCUGCCUGCGGGAGCGAACCGGACUUCGCCCCGGCGCGGAGCGGGCUGGGGACAAGCGGCAGCGCCCAGUUUAGGGCCGGAUCGCCGGGCAGCGCAGAGCAGCCCGACCGGGCCAGCAUGUGGACCGCGCUCCGGAGCGGCGCCGAGCGGACCUCGCCGCGGGGCAGCACGGGUCGCGUUUGUGCCCUGAGCCUGGGGGUAGCCGCGCUGCUCCUGCUCGGCUUCCUCAUCGGCUGGUUUACAAAACCUACUGAUGAGGUAACAGCCACUAUUUCUCAUGAGAAGGUGAAGAAGGCAUUUAUGGCUGAAAUGAAAGCUGAAAACAUCAAGCAGUUUCUAUAUAAUUUUACACAGCGUCCUCACCUCGCAGGCACAGCUGAGAACCUGCGCCUUGCACAGCAAAUCCAAGCCCAGUGGAAGGAAUUUGGAUUGGAUUCGGUUGAGCUGGUUCACUAUGACGUCCUGUUGUCCUACCCUAAUGAAACGAAUCCCAACUACAUCUCAAUUAUUGAUGAGCAUGGAAAUGAGAUCUUCAAUACAUCAUUAUUUGAGCCUCCCCCUCCAGGAUAUGAGACUGUUACAGAUAUUGUGCCACCAUACAGUGCCUUCUCAGCCCAAGGGGUACCAGAGGGUGAGUUGGUGUACGUCAACUAUGGCCGUACUGAAGACUUUUUCAAACUGGAGAGAGAGAUGGGAAUUAACUGUACUGGAAAGAUUGUCAUUGCCAGAUAUGGGAAAAUCUUCAGAGGAAAUAAGGUGAAGAAUGCUGAGCUGGUUGGUGCCACGGGAGUUAUUCUGUAUUCAGACCCUGCUGACUACUGCGCCCCUGGAGUAGAUCCUUAUCCAAAUGGCUGGAACCUUCCUGGAGGUGGAGCCCAGCGCGGGAAUGUGUUAAAUCUAAAUGGGGCAGGGGAUCCUCUCACGCCAGGUUAUCCGGCAAAAGAGUAUACCUAUCGAUAUGAAGAAGCCAGGGCUGUAGGUCUUCCGAAACUUCCAGUCCAUCCCAUUGGAUACAAUGAUGCUGAAAAGUUAUUACGUAACAUGGGAGGACCUGUCCCACCAGACAGCAGCUGGAAAGGAAGCCUGAAUGUGUCUUACAACAUUGGUCCUGGUUUCAUGAGCCGUUACUCUACAAGAAAGGUCAAAAUGCACAUUCACAGUAGCAAUAAAGUGACAAGAAUUUACAACGUGAUCGGUACCAUCAGAGGAGCAACAGAACCAGACAGAUACGUCAUCCUGGGAGGCCACCGUGACUCCUGGGUCUUUGGUGGAAUUGAUCCUCAGAGUGGGGCAGCUGUGGUUCAUGAGAUUGUGAGAAGUUAUGGGAAAUUGAAGAAGGAAGGAUGGAGGCCCAGGAGAACAAUGAUAUUUGCAAGCUGGGAUGCGGAGGAAUUUGGCUUGCUAGGAUCUACAGAGUGGGCUGAGGAAAAUGCCAAACUAUUACAAGCACGUGGGGUGGCCUAUAUCAAUGCCGAUUCCUCAGUUGAAGGAAACUACACUCUGAGAAUUGAUUGUACUCCGCUGAUGUACAGCCUGGUGUACAGCUUGACCAAAGAGAUACCAAGCCCAGAUGAGGGGUUUAGAGGCAAAUCACUUUAUGAGAGCUGGCAUGAAAAAAACCCAUCUACAGAAUAUAAAGAUGUCCCCAGAAUAAAUAAGCUGGGUUCUGGCAAUGACUUUGAAGUCUUUUUUCAGCGGCUUGGCAUUGCUUCAGGCAGAGCACGUUACACCAAAAACUGGAGAGUGGAAAAAUACAGUAGCUACCCAGUUUACCACAGUGUCUAUGACACCUAUGAGAUCGUGGAGAGAUUUUAUGAUCCGACUUUUAAGAAUCACCUGACAGUGGCACAGGUACGAGGAGGGCUGGUAUUUGAACUGGCCGACUCUGUGGUCCUUCCCUUUGACUGCAGAGAUUACGCAGAGGCUUUAAGGAACUAUGCUCAAGUCAUCUAUAAUUUGUCAAAGAAUCAUCAAAUGGAACUGACAACAUACAGUGUGUCGUUUGACUCUCUCUUUUCUGCUGCAAAGAAUUUUACAGAAGCUGCCACUGACUUUCACAGGAGACUGCAGCAAGUAGACAUCAAUAACCCAAUCGCUGUAAGAUCAUUGAAUGAUCAGCUCAUGUUUUUAGAAAGGGCUUUUAUUGAUCCUCUUGGUUUACCUGGCAGGCCAUUCUACAGGCACAUUAUUUUUGCUCCGAGCAGCCACAACAAGUACGCUGGAGAGUCAUUCCCAGGGAUCUACGAUGCCAUGUUCGAUAUAGAAAACAAAGCAGAUCAGCGCAAAGCCUGGGAAGAAGUAAAGAGGCAGAUCUCCAUUGCAGCCUUCACCGUGCAGGCUGCAGCAGGGACUCUGAAGGACCUCGCAUAAGGGCAUAUCAGCAACAUACUCAAAAGUGAAAGACUGGAGUUGACAGCUGUGGAGCCCUCAAAAAGAAGAGCAUUUACAGACAUGAGUGGGAUUAUUUUAAAAACCUUGUUCUUUGAAACAGUACAGUUAUUUGCAGUCAGUCUCCCUCACUCACUUCCAUUACAUUUAAUAACAUUAAUAAGGUAUGAUACCUCUGAAACUCUAUUAGGAGAGAGUGGAGUUGAGAUCAUUGUUCAAGUGAGAUACUAAAUUAAACGAUGUUCAUUUCAAAUUGCCACCUCAUGUUUAAAAAUAACACCCUCCCCACCCCGAUUUCCUUUUCACUUAACAUGUUAAAUUGCAGAAAUCACAAUUUUUGUAGUCUCACAGUUAUGCAAUGUAAUUAAUCUAAACUAUUGGCCUGAUUGUUUUGAUGAUUACCUUGUAGUACUUUUAUCAGUAAAACAGAACAGUCAUCCUUA